Messenger RNA from Oncorhynchus gorbuscha (pink salmon), 2439 nucleotides. Its product is annotated as butyrophilin subfamily 1 member A1-like. The coding region runs from base 578 to 1753 and encodes 391 amino acids. The record is from RefSeq and is a predicted model, not a curated record. Lineage: Eukaryota; Metazoa; Chordata; Actinopteri; Salmoniformes; Salmonidae. Gene Ontology annotation, molecular function: protein binding. The transcript is spliced from 8 exons.
UGGUGAUGCUAGUCGGGCAUGCGGGUGCAGGCAGCGAUCGGUUGAAAAGCAUGCAUUUGGUUUUUCUAGCGUUUAAGAGCAGUUGAUGCUGUGGAUCACUGUGCCAGAGUAUUGAUGCUGUGGAUCACUGUGCCAGAGUAUUGAAGCUGUGUAUGUCUGUGCCAGAGUAUUGAAGCUGUGUAUGUCUGUGCCAGAGUAUUGAAGCUGUGUAUGUCUGUGCCAGAGUAUUGAAGCUGUGGCUCACUGUGCCAGAGUAUUGAUGCUGUGUAUGUCUGUGCCAGAGUACUGAAGCUGUGUAUGUCUGUGCCAGAGUAUUGAAGCUGUGUAUGUCUGUAACAGCAAAUAAUAAAGCUGUGGCUCACUGUGCCAGAGUAUUGAUGCUGUGGCUCACUGUGCCAGAGUAUUGAUGCUGUGGCUCACUGUGCCAGAGUAUUGAUGCUGUGGCUCACUGUGCCAGAGUAUUGAUGCUGUGGCUCACUGUGCCAGAGUAUUGAUGCUGUGGCUCACUGUGCCAGAGUACUGAAGCUGUGUAUCUCUGUGCCAGAGGGCAUUCCCCCCCCCCUCCCCAGCUGCCAAGAUGAUGAAGGAGUGCCUCCAGUUCUUCAUCGAGCCGGCCCAAAAAAUCAAGAUCCGCCUCAAGGAGUCUCGUAAGAAAGGGACGGAUGAGAAGAAAGAACCUUUAGUGGAGAGUCAGCUGUUCAUAAUGGAACUGGCCAGGGAACUCAACAGACUGUGCCAGAGGUCGAAGGUCUUAGCCCACAUCUGGACCAGUGAAGACAACUGGCCUCCCAGUGUGUGUAGACACUUCAUAGUGGAGUGGGCUGCUGUGCUAGAGAAGAGAGGCCAGACAGAGAAGAGGGACUGGAAGACAGGGGGAGAGUAUGACAUGGGAACCCACAAACGGGUCAUCAUGGACUGGACACACCAGCUCAGAAACAGACCAGAGCCCAGUAUCUGGCCCGGUGAGCCCGUAUUGAUGAUGUUGGAUGAUCUGGAGUUCCAGUGGCAGAGGGGGCGUCUGCCGAACCUUCUCCCAGCCAUGGAGCUGGUCAUGUGGGUGGUGCUGAGUGCAGACAGCCCUGACAAGGAGGACGUAACCAAGCAGUGGCUGAUCAGAAAACAGAGGAGUCAGAAGAGCGAUGCAGCCCGCUACAUUCCCCACAACGUAUGGAACUGGAUCUGUGAAGCUGCAGAGGAAGUGACCCUUGACCCCAAGACAGCCAACCCUGACCUCUUCCUCUCUGAUGACGACAAGCGAAUGCGCUGUGGCCUGGAGCGGCGAGACAUCCCUAACUGCAGUCGCCGCUUCGACGGCUGGUGGUUUUGCGCUCUGGGAAGCGAGGGCUACAUCUCCGGGCGUCAUUACUGGGAAGUCGAAGUGGGCGACCGGGACUGGCGGCUGGGCAUGGCUAAAGGCUCCGCCCAGAGGAAGGGUUACAGUCCCCUCAACACACAGACGGGCUACCUCACCCUGAGGCUGGAGAGGGGCUCAGACCUCAAGGCGCUGACGGUGCCCGCCACGCCACUGGCCCAGAUGCUGGUGCCCAGAAAGGUAGGGGUCUACCUGGACUAUGAGCAGGGCCAGCUCUCCUUCUACGAUGUGGAGAAGAGGUCCCACAUCUACACGUACAACGAGACCUUCACAGAGAGACUGUUCCCCGUGUUUGGGACUGUAGAGGUGGUGAGGGAUCUGGUGAUCAGGCCGGCACAGACCAGGGAACCCUGCCUCUGCCCUGGACCCUGUCUCUGGUGAUAACGUAUUACAGCGUACUUCAAACCUGGAGAACUAGCCUGGAAUCCACAUGGAAUAUUGUAAAUGUAGUGAAAUUCAGUGUAAAUUCCAGGCUAGUGGAGGGCAGGCUUUUGUUCUGAUCAAGCACUAUCACACCUGAUUUGAUGGUGUGAUGAUUAGUUCAUUCAGGUGUGUUAAAAUAAGGCUGGAACAAAUGCAUGCACUCCUUAGGACCUGGGCUGAAGAACAAUUAUUACCUCCUCCCUGUUACACUUUUUAUUACAUUGCCUUCAUGCCACACUACUUCAAGGUACAAAGGAACUGUAAAAGAACGUGCUGCCCAAAUUACCCAAAGAUCUGACGUAGUUGAUAUUUAGUUCAGCAAGAGCUUGCACACAGAAGACACACACAGAGAGACACACAGAAAGACACACACACAGAGAGAGACAGACAGCUAGGGUUUACAGUCUAUAGUGUAUAAAAGGGAUGGUAGAGAAGGUAGCAUGCAGUACUUCAUUAUUCCUCCGAUUCUCUUAUUCUUAGAUUUUCUGAUUCUCUUCCUGUCUGAUUCUCUUCCUCUCUGAUUCCACUGUCCAGCUUGCAAGAGUCUAAGCAUAUUUUUGGAAGUUACGGUUGAUAUUGACAGUGUGUAAAAUGGUGUGAUAACAAUGCUUUUUUUUCAGUCAUCAAUAAAUUAAGAAAAAUCU